This is a messenger RNA of Zea mays, 3137 nucleotides long. Its product is annotated as ATP binding protein. Lineage: Eukaryota; Viridiplantae; Streptophyta; Magnoliopsida; Poales; Poaceae. The transcript is spliced from 3 exons. The record is from RefSeq and is a predicted model, not a curated record. Gene Ontology annotation, molecular function: ATP hydrolysis activity; ATP binding. The coding region runs from base 1406 to 2977 and encodes 523 amino acids.
AUGAGGUGAAUCCGUCGACUAGUGUCAGGCUGCGGUACAGCCCAGCUGUUUCAGUUGCAUCGAGUGAUCUGGAAAAGGCUCAGUUCCUUAAAGCAUGCGCAGCUGGUAGGUACGUGUACGCCGUCCAACGGGCAGGGCGGCUCAUCAAUUGCACAGCUUGUUGAGUGUUGCUUACGUUGAUCGCUUGCUACCGUACUCCCGUAGUCCAACAAUCACCGUGCGCCUUGGUGAAUGAUGUAUGUAAAUGUAGUCCAAUAGUAGAGCUACGACGGAGCUAGCGGGAAAUGCCACAUGUCUCCAUCAUCUAGAUGUGGCAAUGUCAACGCAUAUUUUGUUUUCAAAACAAUCGAUUAAAGUCAGCAGCACAUUGGAGACCCGGAAGGCGACUGCAGACUACUCCUCCUGUCCCUCUACUCUACUACCUGAUGGCCGAUGCCAAAAGCCGUAGUAGCAUUUCAUAAUCAAAUCGACGGACGGAUUCAUCCAGCAGUAAUGUAAAUUCAUGUACAGUGGAGUACGCAUUGUACUCCAUGACCUUCCCUCGCGAUCGAUCCGAUCGGCAGCUCCAGUGCCACGGCGAUAUGCCAUAAAUUCAUGAUUCAUCCAUCAGUCUCUCUCUCUCUCUCUCUACCAUGUACAACAGUCCAUACAAUCAUGUGAUUUGUCAAGUAUUUUUUCUUCAAGAACACAACGUCACAUAUCCGGUGGCUAAGGUUUACGAGCAAGAUCUAUUCAGCCUAACACACCCUCUAAGCAUGCAAAAAAAAUUUAAAAAAAGAUGAAGACCGGAACGUGACGUAAGCCUUGUAUUGACUAACAAUGUAUGUAUACUUUUCCAUUCUCAAAUGGAGCGAGUAGGUUUUAACCACACGGCAAAUAUACCUCAAUGGUUUCAAAUAAAACACACACGGCAUGACUCAUGAGCUUGAAUGUCAGGCCACGUGGCGGCGUCCGAUGACUAGAUACACCCAUCACAACCACUCUGCAAUGCAUCAGGGCGACGUUUCUAUACAGUAGACUUUCACCGUGAAUUUGUCGCCGAUAAAGAAAAAACAGUGCAUCUUUUCGUCAGGUUUCAAGUCUAGCAAACGGCACGAAAUUUUUAAAUCAGUUUUUUUUUUCUUCUUCCAGUUGUUCCAUUUUGGGCCGAUUCCGUCGUUCAUGGAACUGGGAAUCUGAAACGCCGGGCCCAAUGGUUCUCAGAAGUCAAACGCAGGCUGCGCCUGAUUGCCUGCGGCCAAGCUUUUCUAUCCACCUUCUUUGACCGCCAUUGCUCUCGUCAAAGAGCAUUUCAGCAACCACCUCCCUCCUCUACAAACGAUAAUAAAGCCCUACCUCUCACAUCGGCAACAGGACGAGGCCAGGGCAUCCACGACCACGACACGGACACAGGGAGCCGCCCGCCAUGCCACCGCACGGCGGCAUGCUCGCGUACGCCGCCCUCGCGCUCGCGGCGCUGCGGCUGCUGCUGUCCUACAAGUCGGCGCUCUACGCGCUGCGCCGCCUGUGGCGGUGCGCCGACGAGUGGGCGCAGGCGUACCAGUACCACGAGGUGCCGCGCUUCGCCGGGGCCCAGUGCGGGUGCGACGGCGCAGAGAACCCGCUGUUCCGCAAGGUCGCCGCGUACGUGGCGGCGCUGCCGUCGCUGGAGGACGCCGACGCUGCGUGCGUGGUGUCGUCGGCGUCAAGGACCAACGGCGGGCUGUCCCUGCAGCUCGGCCCGGGCCACACCGCGAGGGACACGUACCUUGGCGCGCGCCUCGCGUGGACCAGCGCGGGCGGCGAGCGCCUGGUGCUGCGCGUGCGCCGCCACGACCGCUCCCGCGUGCUGCGACCUUACCUGCAGCACGUGGAGUCCGUGGCAGAGGAGAUGGAGCAGCGCCGCCGCGAGCUGCGCCUCUUCGCCAACACCGCCGUGGACGCGACCACGGGCGCGCCGCGCUGGGCGUCGGCGCCCUUCACCCACCCGGCCACGCUCGACGCCGUGGCCAUGGACCCGGACCUCAAGGCCCGCGUCCGCGCCGACCUCGAGAGCUUCCUCAAGGGCCGCGCCUACUACCACCGCCUCGGCCGCGUCUGGCGCCGGAGCUACCUCCUCUACGGCCCGCCGGGCACCGGCAAGUCCACGUUCGCGGCGGCCAUGGCCAGGUUCCUGGGCUACGACGUCUACGACGUCGACCUGUCUCGCGCCGACGCCGCCGGCGACGACCUCCGCGCGCUGCUCCUGCACACCACCCCGCGCUCGCUCGUCCUCGUCGAGGACCUGGACCGGUACCUGCAGGGCGGCGGCGGGGACGCGGAGGCGCGCGCGGCCAGGGUGCUGAGCUUCAUGGACGGCAUCGCGUCGUGCUGCGGCGAGGAGCGUGUCAUGGUGUUCACCAUGCGCGGGGGCAAGGACGCCGUGGACGCCGCGGUGGUGCGCCCGGGCCGGCUGGACGUGCACAUCCAGUUCACGCUCUGCGACUUCGAGGCCUUCAAGGCGCUGGCCAGCAACUACCUGGGGCUCAAGGACCACAAGCUGUACCCGCAGGUGGAGGAGGGGUUCCACGCCGCCGGCGCCCGCCUCAGCCCGGCCGAGCUUGGCGAGAUCAUGCUGGCCAACCGCGCGUCCCCGAGCCGCGCGCUCCGCAGCGUGAUCACCAAGCUCCAGCGCGUCGCGUCCGGAGGCGCCGCGCCGCCGCGGAACCCGGCGCACAGGCGGAACACGAGCUGGUCCGGCGCCUGGACCGGACAGCAGUGGGAGGACCAGGCCCAGCCGGCGCGAGCCAGCGCGGUCUCCGUGGAGGUCGACGAGACGGCCGCCGGGGCACCGGCGACGUGCGGCGGGGUGUUCGGAAAGGAGGCGCCCAUGAGGGAGUUCAAGAAGCUGUACGGGCUGAUCAAGGUCAGGAGCCGGAGGGAGGGCGCCGGCGCCGUGCCACUGGAAGGCGACGCGCACGGGCCGCCGACGCCGGGCAACCAUGACAGGGAGCGGUGAUCGCCGUGGAUGGUAGAAUUGUAGUGGUGUGCAAAAAGAAAGCAUUUUUAUUUCUUUCUCUUUUUUUUUCUUGUUAUUGUUACAGUUUAUCACACUACUCUACUAAUGUGUCAGUGACUGCAAGUAGGAAUGGCAAUAGAUGAAUUGGAUGGAUCAAAAA